UUCAUCACUCCGCCCUAAGAAAAAUGAUUACUACUUGUUUAUUUAGUGACAGUUAUUCUCCUCAUCAUUGCAUCUUGUAUGAAAAGGUUGGGUGGACAUCUCUAACAAGAGCAUGCCCUCAGAGAUUCCUCAAAAUUUAAAUUAAGGUUGAAUGCGUGAAUGAAAGAAAGAAAAAAUCCGUUCAUCGAUUAGUUGAGUCUGCCCUUCACACCGGAAGUGAGAGAGGAGCCAGCAGGCAAGAUGGUGGCCACCAGGAGAGGAGUACGCGUGUACUCCCCAAGUAAAACAAACCCAGACCAGUCUUCUGAUGUUCAGGCCACUCCUUCUACUGGUCGAAGAACCAGGAGCACUGCUAAACAAGCAGACAGCCAUACCCAGCAUGCCCUGGUGGAGACCAGCAGCCAGCUUGAAAAAAGUAGGGGAGGACAUCAGGCAUCCCCACCUACCUCCUCACUGAAAAGAUGUACCAGAGCGUCCAGACUCUACAGUCCAGAGCAGCCAUCCACACCUGUGGGCUCCAGCCACGAAGCGGACAUAUCGGACGUGGAGUCCUGCUGCUCUGUGGUGUCCGACAUUGAACCACCAAUGACACGCACCAGGGGGCGGAGGAGACCGCCCUGCACAGUAAGUCAGGAAGACGAGGAGGUAUCUGAGGUGGAAUCAUGCUCUUCUGCAGUAUCUACAUCAAAAGCUGGCCAAAGUAGCCGUCGGAGCACAAGGAGGAAGACAAUUCCUGAAAGCUCUGACCCAGCACAUGUUGAGGUGGGAGACAUCAAGGUCGACUUGGUGCAGGAGACAGAGUCCUGCAGCUCUGUGGUGUCUGAAUCACAGAGAGUCACCAGAAGUCAGAAAAAAGCUGCUCGCACCAGAUCAUCUGCCAAACAACAAACCGAGGACUCAGAGCUCUCAGAUGUUGACAGCUGGACGUCCAGCGUCUCAGGAGCUGGAUUUUCUAAGUCCACCACCCGCAGCGCUACAAGAUCCAGAAGGCAAACAGGUCCCAUCCCCAUCCACCUAGACGAAGCCUCGGAAAGCUCUCUCUCCCCUGCCCCAACCGCUCGAAGGAGUCGGGCAACAAGAAGGAAGGCAGCAGCAACUGUAGAUGUCAGCGAGCCCCAGUCUUGUGACUCUGAAGGGUUUGAGUCAGGGCCCACUUACAGUAUGAUGACUCGAAGACGGGGAAAGGCCCAAUCCACAGGUCCCAAAGCUGUGGACUCGGACUCUGAGCUGACUGACAUGCAUUCCCCGAUUGGCAGCCCCUGCUCCACCCACAGCAGAGGGACUCCCUGCAGCAGCCGCACAGGCUCGGGGAACAGCAGUCGAGGUGCUCCGUCCUCCAGGCACUCAGUCAAGGAUCUUAGUAUCGUUCUAGAAAAAGCUGUGGAGCCACCUGAGGUAGACACUUCAUUAAACGAUUCUAGAUUAGAAAGUACAGUGAUCGCUGAGGACGCAGACUGCACACUGUUGGAGGAAGAUAAGAGCCAAACAUUUGAAGAAAAAGAGAAAGAUGGUGUUCGUAGUACUGAUCUCGCAUCAGAUGAGACAGAUACAAUAAGAGUGGAAGACUCCCAUGUGUCUUCCCUAGUAUCAGACAGUCCUGGUUGUGCUGAGGAAGUUGCUGGUAAACCUGCAGUGACUGUUGGACACCAGCAGGAGGAGCCGUGUGCUGAAAAUAAGGACGGGGACACCUCAGAGAUGGAAAUGAUGCAGGAAACAAGCCGGCCAUCAGAACCAUUAAAGCCUUGCCAGUCAGUCACGGUAACAUUAUGUGAGAUGACUUCUGAGAUCACAGGGGAGACUGAAGAGAAGGACCAAGCUAUAGAAGUAGCUGAUGUGGACACCCACCCAUCACAGGGAGAUGAGGAUGCUGUUGUGGAAACCCGGCCUAGUGAGAAGGAGAAAAUGGAAGUCAGCACUUUGAAUAGAGAUGCUCAGCAGGUGGUUGAGGUCCAAGUUGAGUCCAUUCAAGUAACAUCCAGCCAGCCACACAAGAUCACACUGGAUUCUGGCCCUGAACAGCAACCUAAAGACGUCAUUGUCCAGAACACAAAAUUAAUCAGCCUGCUGGAUAGCAGCGAGGAUGAAGAUGAAUAUGCUGAAGAGGACAAGGAAGUUUCUGAAGAGGAAGAAGAUGAGGAUUUGGGGUACAGUGUAGAGGAGAGAGUCCGACCUUCCAAUAAGUCUGAAGCAGCAGGUACAUCGGUUGAAGGACUGUUUAUGAUUGACACACGGCCCGGAGAGGCGGCUGAUGUACACUACUACAAGGAGGAGACAGCCACAACGAACGCUCGAGUGAAGCAGGAGGAGCAAGAUGAGGAGUUUGUGGAUGAGGAGGGGGAUGACGAUGAUGAUGACGAAGAUGCAAAGAUCCUCUUCUCGAGUAGAAAUCCUCAGUUGAAAGAGAUGUCCAGCCGUAUUGACCCUGGCAUCAGAGUGAAGGAGCUUGGGGGUUUAUACAUCAAUUUUGAUGGCAGCAAAUCAAAACCUGUCUCCAGUUCACUGCAAAAACUAAAGGAAAAGAAGAUCCAAGAUGAGGUGAUGAAGAAGAGUGUGAUUGGACCAGACUUUGAAAAGAAGGAUGCAGUGCCUCCAUACAGUGAAUCCAAAAAAGCCUUAAAGAUGAAACACAGAGUGGAGAGGGCGAAAUCAACAGGAGAUGGUUGGUUUAACAUGAAAGCCCCCGAGAUCACUCAGGAGCUGAAAGGAGACCUCCAAGUCCUGAAGAUGAGAGGCUCCAUGGAUCCCAAGAGGUUCUACAAGAAGAAUGACAGAGAUGGCUUUCCCAAAUAUUUUCAGGUUGGUACAGUGGUGGACAGCGCAGUCGACUUCUAUCAUUCCCGUGUUCCCAAGAAGGACAGGAAGCGAACCAUGGUGGAGGAGCUGCUGGCUGAUGCUGAGUUCAGGCACAACAACAAAAAGAAGUACCAGCACAUUGUAACGGAGAGAGCAGCACAAGGAGCUGGCAAGAGGAACAAGAAGAAAUUCCAUAAGAAGUAAUUCUGAAGACUUGUGACGAACACUGACUGAGUGGCUUUUCAUAGAUACUGAUAUUCUCAACUCCAGUUCAACAGGAGGUAUACAUGAAGAAGCUGACUAUUAAAAAAAAGAUGAUACAAGUUGAUAUUAAAAAGUCAUUACUUUGUACAGUUACCAGAAAAACCAUAUACAUAUUUACAACUGAAACAUACAUUUUUAAUCAAAUGGACAAUUUCCAAACAUUUUGCUGCACAGUAAUCAUUCUAAGAUUUCAUGCAUCAAAUGAACAUUAAAAUAUUUUAUUUUGACUGGCACCAAUGUUUAAUUAAACAUCACAUUCUGAAAAUAUGGCUUGUCCUGUAACAUGUCCUGUACAUGACAAUGUUUGAAAAUGUAUCAUUACUGCUAAUAUUAACAUUUAAAGGCAAACUCAAUUUAUAAUUGAAUCAUUUUAAACAUAAUUUGCAGUGUAAUACUGUCACUUUUUUUUUUUUAAUGGGUCUGUAUAUGAAUUUUCAAAUUGAGCUACCUUAACCCGAAAAUGCAGACUGGGCUUGUGGAAGUUAAAUUAUGUCAUGAUUUCAGAACAUUUAAAAAGAAAAGAAAAUGCUGUCCCCAGUAAUAAAGACAUCGAAGCAGUUGUGAACAGAAGUACAUGUAGUAUACCCGGACAUAUUUUACUGUCUCUGUUAAGAUUCAGCGAAAAACACAUUUACAGACUGUCAGAAGUUAAGAGAUACACCUAUUGUGUAGACUUUGCGAGAAAACAUUUUUUGCACUCUAACUUCUGUCUGUAAUAAGAGAUGGGACAUUUCUCCUCUGCCUGUGAGUAGAUAUGGACACAUGGUCAAUCUGAGUCAAAGAGAGGAAUACCUCCUGGCUGCACAUUUAGUGUACCCACUGCAUCAAAGCUGCAUUUCAUUUUAUUAGCAUUGAUUAAAAGAUGUAAUUCAGCUUCUGUGGUUGAAUAAAAUCACACAGAUGAAGUGUUAUAUUAUUAUAAAGAAUACAUACAAACGCUACAUACAGUUUUCAUUUUCAAUGUUCAAGACAUUUCAAUGUAACACUAAUCUGAAUGACCGUCUUAAUAUACGUUAAGGCUAAAUUC
This is a messenger RNA of Siniperca chuatsi (mandarin fish), 4084 nucleotides long. RefSeq names its product deoxynucleotidyltransferase, terminal, interacting protein 2 (gene dnttip2). Bases 241 to 2997 code for a protein of 918 amino acids. Gene Ontology annotation, cellular component: nucleolus. The record is from RefSeq and is a predicted model, not a curated record. Gene Ontology annotation, molecular function: RNA binding. Gene Ontology annotation, biological process: RNA processing. The transcript is spliced from 8 exons. Lineage: Eukaryota; Metazoa; Chordata; Actinopteri; Centrarchiformes; Sinipercidae.